UUUGACUCAGCCCUGCCGCGCCGCGCUAAGAUGGAGCCCAGCAAACCGGAACCCGACCUCCAGCGGUUUUACCACCGGUUGCUGUGUCCGCUGUCGCUCUUCCCCCGCAAGGCGACGUGCCCAGAAUCUCAGAAGCCCCUCCCGCCGGAGGUCCCGAUGCUGUUGCCGUUGCCAGUCUCACGGCUGACGGUGGCGUCGCUGUGCCGUCAAGUGGCCAAGCGGCUGGCCAACAGUGGGCUGUCGGUGCGCGUGCCUACCAAAGGCCGACUCCGUUUCAUUGAGGUCAUCCUGAACGAGUUAAAGUGCAGCUGGCAGGAGCCUCCCACUGAACCUAGUCUGAGCCAUUUGGACAACCAGAGACUGCGGAAGCGGCUCCAGGUAUACGUACUGCUCAGCAGCGAGCAGCUCUUCUUACGAUACCUGCACCUCCUGAAGACCAUGUCCACCACCAGCGGAGUCUUCACUGAGUCAGCCACACUCACGCGUUUGACCGCCGGCCUCGCCAGGGACUGCACAAUCUUUCUUACCAGUCCUGAGGUCUACCGUUCCCUGUUUGCCGACUUCCUCACCCUGCUGAAGAUAGAACAGGCCCACGGUGGCAUGCAUAAGCUGCGCCCAGUAGGCCCUACUGGGGCUUUCAAGCUUUUCCCUUUUCAAUGGCUUCACAGCACCAGCUUCGCCCAAGCACCAAGCUGCAACCUCAACCUAAACUACCUCAUCCAACUUAGCCGCCCACGGGAGUUUCUCAAUGAGCCUGAACUGGAUCCAGUGAAGGAAGUGAAGUCUAUCCCCCAGCUGAAGAGGAAAAACCCUCUCCAGUGGCCGUCCUCCAUGCAGAAGAAGAGAGAAAGCGACUUCAGUUCCACACAGAUUGUGUCACUGCCCAAAUACUCUGUGACUCCCGCCAGCCAGGCUCCCUCCACCUCUUCCCACUUGCCCUUCUACUCCCAACAACAGAGAAGCCAAUCCAUGCCCUCCCUACGUGAGGGCUGGAAGCUGGCAGAUGAGCUGGGCCUUCCUCCACUCCCCUCUCGCCCCAUAACCCCGUUGGUUCUGGUUCCAGGAAGCAAAACAGAGCUGGCAGGGGACAUGGUAGAUGAAGACCUGAAGCAGAUGAUAAAGAACAUGAAAUUGGAGAGGACUCAAUACUUACCAUUGGAUUCGGGCCUGCCCCUGCUCCUGGGAGCCCUGACCCGCCGCCCAGCUGCAGCACAUCACAUGCAGGAACUGCAGAGAACGUUAAAAAGCCUUGAAGAGGAAGAAGCCACUGGGCAGUGGGGCCCCCAAUGCCUCAAAUCCAUUCCACUUCAACCACAGCCAGUGACUGUUAGUUUGAAGCUAAAGAAUCAGGCUGUGGUUCAGGCAGCUGCUGUGCAGGUCUCUGAGAGAAACUUUUUGGAUUCCUUCCAUGUUGAUGGGGCUGGAGUCCUAUACAACCACCUGGCUGGUGAACUAGAACCCAAACUUAUCGAGGAAAUGGAUAUUGGUUGCUUUGUUGGCAAUAACAUCAGUGAGGUCUACAAGGAACUGAUGAGCCGUGUCUCUCCUGACCACUUCUCUUUUGACCAGGGGCCCCUGGUUGAGCCUGCAGCCAAUAAAGACUGGUCGACCUUCCUGUCCUCAGCCUUUCUACAUCAAGAAAAACAGUAUUGCGUCAUCAAUCCCAAGUUAGCAGGAUUUUAUUCCCAGAGAACAAACAUUUUACAGCCCUCCUCUGAGAAGAUAAUCUCCCUCACAUCACUCCAAGCAAACAAAGGCUGGGAGAAGUGGUCAAACAAAGCCUCAUGGAUGAACUGGUGGAAAACCACCCUGUCUGUGGGUGACUAUUUCAAGUACCUCACCAACCAGGAGACAGAUUUUCUCCAUGUCAUCUUCCAAAUGUAUGAAGAGGAAGGUCCUGGGGAGGCCAUAGGCCCUGUCAGAGAGUCCCUAAAGAUUCAAUACCCACCUCCCUUGCUGGAAGAUGAAGAGCCAGACUUUGUGCCAGGAGAGUGGGAUUGGAACACAGUGCUAAGGCACAGGCUAGGAAUUAAGAGGACUAGCCUCCUGGGAGAACCUUACAAAAUCCUGAACCUGCAGAAGCGUCUGGAGCACUUGUGGUCCAUGCUUGAGGUCCCUGACAAGGACCGGCUAGACAUGGUCAUCAAGUACAGCUCCAAUGCCCGUCUGAGUCAGCUGCCUUCAUUAGUGAGUGCCUGGGAGCAAGUCCUGAAGCCCAUUCAGCUGCGGGAAAUGUUGCUGGGGAGACUAGAAUUGUUUGAGCGACAAGCCUCUGACCCCAACCGCUUCUUCCAAAAGACUAACAUGGGCCUGGGUAGCUUCCUGGAGGAGAAUCAGUUCCGCAACCGUCUACACAGGAAGAUCAAUCUGGUGCAGGCUCCUUUGGUUUCCCUCCUGAAGGAAAUUGAAUUAAUCUUUGGUGAGCCAGUGACCUUCAAGGGGCGGCGAUACCUGGAUAAGAUGAAGCAUGACAAGGUGGAGAUGCUGUACUGGCUACAGCAGCAGCAACGGGUCUACCACCUGACACAGGGUCAGAAGGCCUCCCACCAGCCAGGGCUGUUCAAGAAGCUCAGCAUCCAGCCUUCAAUAACUCCUGGGAAUACUCCUAUUACUCUGUGCCCUCAAAUCCCUCCCUCACCCCCAAACACCUAG
Molecule: messenger RNA, 2652 nt
Organism: Nyctereutes procyonoides (raccoon dog)
Lineage: Eukaryota; Metazoa; Chordata; Mammalia; Carnivora; Canidae
Gene: CCDC87
Product: coiled-coil domain containing 87
Exons: 1
Coding region: 31-2652 (873 amino acids)
Source: RefSeq, a predicted model, not a curated record